Molecule: messenger RNA, 2195 nt
Organism: Ipomoea nil (Japanese morning glory)
Lineage: Eukaryota; Viridiplantae; Streptophyta; Magnoliopsida; Solanales; Convolvulaceae
Product: two-component response regulator ARR11
Exons: 6
Coding region: 577-1998 (473 amino acids)
Biological process (GO): regulation of DNA-templated transcription; phosphorelay signal transduction system; cytokinin-activated signaling pathway
Cellular component (GO): nucleus
Molecular function (GO): DNA-binding transcription factor activity; DNA binding
Source: RefSeq, a predicted model, not a curated record
UAUUUUUGGGUUCUCUCUCUCUCUCUCUCUGCUGAUUAAGCACAUAAUUUUUUUGUUUCUGUGCGUGUUGGACUGUUGGGGGUAUCUUUAUAUAUGUGUUCUUGAUAUUUAUCCAAUUUCCAGGUUCAAGUCUUGUCGUCUUCUUUCAGCUGAAUCUGAGUUCUCUGUGGAGAGAGGGCAGCUCUGAUUUUUUUUUUCUUGAUGGAGAGUGUCAUGGCCGGCGGGAUCUUUCUCCCCAGGAGCAGCGAAACUUUUCCGGCCGGUCUCCGGGUUCUCGUCGUCGACGAUGAUCCAACCUGGUUGAAGAUUCUUGAGAAGAUGCUCAAGAAGUGCUCAUAUGAAGCUGCAGGAGUCUAUAGGUGGACCGAAUCUUUCUUGAGAUUAUUCUUUCCUUUUUUUGACUGAUGAGGGAAACCUGCAGCCAUUACCCGAGGGUGUGCAUUGGGUAAACCUCGCCUUGUGACCUUAGCCGGCAAAGGACCAUAAAGAGUAACUACAUGUGGCCUUGCAACGGAGGCUAUUGGCCUGCUCCGAGAAAGAAGAAAUGGAUUUGACAUUGUAAUAAGCGAUGUUAACAUGCCUGAUAUGGACGGUUUCAAGCUUCUGGAACUCGUUGGACUCGAGAUGGACCUUCCAGUUAUAAUGAUGUCUGUUGAUGGAGAAACAAGCAGGGUUAUGAAGGGUGUACAGCACGGUGCAUGCGAUUAUCUUUUAAAGCCUAUAAGGAUGAAGGAGCUAAGAAACAUAUGGCAGCAUGUAGUUAGGAAGAGGAUGCAAGAAUCACGAGACAUAGAUAAUCACGAAUCAGACCAAUUCGAUGAAGCUUGGAUGCUUAAUGGAAUUGAACUUCAAUCGGGAAAGAAAAGAAAAGAUUUUGAUUACAAGUUUGACGAGAGAGAAACAAGUGAUUCUAAAAGUGGCGACCCUUCCUCUGCGAAGAAGCCUAGGGUAGUUUGGACGGUAGAACUCCAUCAGAAAUUUGUCAAAGCCGUAAAUCAGAUUGGAUUCGAUAAGGUUGGUCCGAAGAAAAUUUUGGACUUAAUGGGUGUACCUUGGUUGACUCGAGAAAAUGUUGCUAGCCACUUGCAGAAGUAUCGCCUAUACUUGACCAGGUUGCAGAAAGAGAAUGAGCUUAAAGCCUCGUCCAGUGGGACAAAGCACCCGGAUCUCUCUCCAAAAGAAUCCUCUUCAAGUGCGUGCCUUCAGAAUUUAGUUGACGUGAAACCAAGCAAGUCAACAAAUGGAAAGUAUUCUUUUCCUGGGGAAAAUUUUUUCGUGCAAGAGGUUGAGUCCAGAAAUUACGAGGGCGAGGUUAAGGCUGCUGCUUCGUUGUCAACAGCGGGCGUGAGUGAUUCUCAGAAGAGUAUCAGUUGUUCAAAAGCGAGCUGUGUACCGGUUGAUUCUGUUGAUCUAGAACACGCGGGUGAGAUCCCUAUACAAUAUUGCUGGGCUAGUGAAGUUUCCAAAACUGGUUUCAAACAUGAAUUCAAGCCACCGCAGAUUCAAACAGAGGACAACGUUAACCAUCUACCUUCACCGAAGCUUCCUCAACAUGUCCAACUCGAUCAAGCACAACCUCUCCUCAAUCUCGCACCUCACAAAGACAUAAACCCCGGGGAAAUAAAGAGUAAGCCUACCAAAACUCCCGGGGUAAGAACAGUAUCUCCGUUAGAAUGUGCUGUAGACUUGUUGCCUGCUCAGCCUCAGAGUUGCUUGACAAAUUUUCAAGCUUUCGAGCAAAUUCCCAGUACUACAUGGAGCAUGAAGAUUCCCGAAUCCAUAGAGGGAAACCUUUUUCUUGGAGGUGGAUCAUGGGACAAGGAUUUUAAUGCUGCUGCUCUUCAAGGUGAAUUUCAUUCCCCAUGUGUUGUUGGCCCUCAAAGUUUAGAGCUUUUGGACUACAGCAACACAAACCUCACUGGUGAAAUACAACCUUACUUGUAUGACUAUGAGUAUGCCAUUGAUCCUGUGAUAGAUCAUGGUCUGUUUAUAUUAUGACCAUGAUUCUCUUCAACAUUAUUAGACUGUCAUAGAUUUCCAUGAAAGAUAAAUCCUGCUACUGUGUUGGAAGCAUGCUUUUUUGACACUGUGAAUAAUGUCUUGCCUGAAAUAUUUGUACCAAAGUGUUAUCAAAUAACAACCUUCUUGCUUGUAUUAGUUCUGCACCAAUAAACCCUUCUCUCUUUUGUUUUGUA